This is a messenger RNA of Saimiri boliviensis boliviensis (Bolivian squirrel monkey), 3364 nucleotides long. It is a transcript of the gene PDE6C, whose product is annotated as phosphodiesterase 6C. Lineage: Eukaryota; Metazoa; Chordata; Mammalia; Primates; Cebidae. Gene Ontology annotation, molecular function: 3',5'-cyclic-nucleotide phosphodiesterase activity; protein binding. Gene Ontology annotation, biological process: signal transduction. The record is from RefSeq and is a predicted model, not a curated record.
GUCACAUCCCAAGAGUUACAGGCAGUUUGAAAGCUCUGCUUUCUGCUUGACCUUUGAAAGUCCUAUGAGGGACCAUUGACGGUUUCCUCAGUAAUUUCCACCAGGAUGUAUUUCUCUCUCAUCACUCCACCUCAGGUAGUGCUCUGAAAGCUAUCCUUUCUGAACAGCAGCAGAGCCAGCCGCACCAUGGGUGACAUCAACCAAGAUGCCGUGGAGAAAUACCUGGAGGAGAACCCUCAGUUUGCCAAGGAGUACUUUGACAAGAAGCUCCGGGUGGAGGUGCUGGGAGAAAUCUUCAAGAAUAGCCAGGUGCCAGUCCAGUCCAGCAUGUCCUUUCCGGAGCUGACCCAGGUGGAGGAGUCGGCCCUGUGCUUGGAGCUGCUGUGGACCGUGCAGGAGGAGGGGGGCACCCCAGAGCAGGGGGUUCACAGGGCCCUGCAGAGGCUGGCCCACCUGCUCCAGGCUGACCGCUGCAGCAUGUUCCUGUGCCGGGCCCGGAACGGCACACCUGAGGUGGCUUCCAGGCUGCUGGACGUCACCCCCACCUCCAAGUUUGAGGACAACCUGGUGGGCCCUGACAAAGAAGUUGUGUUUCCAUUGGACAUUGGGAUAGUGGGUUGGGCUGCUCACACGAAGAAAACGCAUAAUGUCCCAGAUGUGAAAAAGAACAGUCAUUUUUCUGACUUCAUGGACAAGCAAACUGGGUAUGUCACUAAGAACCUGCUGGCAACCCCGAUCGUGAUGGGCAAGGAGGUUCUUGCUGUGAUCAUGGCACUUAACAAAGUAAAUGCAUCUGAAUUUUCCAAACAGGAUGAAGAGGUCUUUUCCAAAUACCUCAACUUUGUGUCUGUCAUCCUAAAGCUUCAUCAUACCACCUACAUGUACAAUAUUGAAUCCCGAAGAAGCCAGAUCCUUAUGUGGUCAGCCAAUAAAGUAUUUGAAGAACUCACAGAUGUUGAGCGACAGUUUCACAAAGCUCUCUACACAGUUAGAACAUACCUGAACUGUGAAAGAUACUCCAUUGGACUGCUGGACAUGACCAAGGAGAAGGAAUUCUACGAUGAAUGGCCAAUCAAGCUUGGAGAAGUAGAGCCUUAUAAAGGUCCAAAGACACCUGAUGGCAGGGAAGUCAACUUUUAUAAAAUCAUUGAUUACAUUUUACAUGGAAAAGAAGAGAUCAAAGUGAUCCCGACGCCUCCUGCAGACCACUGGACACUCGUUAGUGGGUUGCCAACAUAUGUUGCUGAAAAUGGAUUUAUCUGUAACAUGAUGAAUGCCCCUGCAGAUGAAUACUUCACAUUUCAGAAAGGACCUGUAGAUGAAACUGGCUGGGUCAUUAAGAAUGUUUUGUCCCUGCCUAUUGUCAACAAGAAAGAAGACAUUGUGGGAGUGGCUACAUUUUACAACAGGAAGGAUGGAAAACCUUUCGAUGAGCAUGAUGAAUACAUUACUGAGACUCUCACACAAUUUCUUGGAUGGUCUCUUUUAAAUACUGACACCUAUGAAAAGAUGAAUAAGCUGGAAAACAGAAAGGACAUAGCUCAGGAAAUGCUCAUGAACCACACCAAAGCUACUCCUGAAGAAAUUAAGUCCAUCUUGAAAUUUCAAGAGAAGUUAAAUGUUGAUGUAAUUGAUGAAUGUGAAGAAAAACAACUUGUUGCAAUUUUGAAAGAGGACCUGCCAGACCCACGCUCAGUAGAACUGUAUGAAUUCCGCUUCAGUGACUUCCCCAUUACAGAGCACGGAUUGAUUAAAUGUGGAAUACGACUGUUUUUUGAAAUAAAUGUGGUGGAGAAAUUCAAAGUACCCGUAGAGGUUCUUACCAGAUGGAUGUACACUGUGAGGAAAGGAUACCGCGCUGUCACCUACCACAACUGGCGGCAUGGGUUCAAUGUGGGACAGACCAUGUUUACUUUGCUGAUGACUGGAAGAUUAAAGAAAUACUACACGGAUCUCGAAGCCUUUGCCAUGCUCGCUGCUGCUUUCUGCCAUGAUAUUGACCACAGAGGCACCAAUAAUUUGUACCAGAUGAAAUCCACAUCUCCAUUAGCCAGACUCCAUGGUUCUUCUAUUUUGGAGAGGCACCACCUGGAGUACAGUAAGACUCUGCUGCAGGAUGAGAGUUUAAACAUCUUCCAGAACCUAAAUAAGCGGCAGUUUGAAACAGUUAUUCAUUUGUUUGAGGUCGCAAUAAUAGCAACUGACCUGGCUUUAUAUUUCAAGAAGAGAACCAUGUUUCAAAAAAUUGUUGAUGCCUGUGAACAAAUGCAAACGGAAGAAGAAGCCAUAAAAUAUGUAACUGUUGAUCCAACCAAAAAAGAGAUUAUCAUGGCAAUGAUGAUGACUGCAUGUGACUUGUCUGCUAUCACCAAACCCUGGGAGGUCCAAAGUCAGGUAGCACUUAUGGUUGCAAAUGAAUUUUGGGAACAAGGAGAUCUGGAGAGAACAGUGUUGCAGCAACAACCUAUUCCUAUGAUGGACAGAAACAAAAAAGAUGAACUACCUAAACUUCAAGUUGGAUUUAUUGAUUUUGUUUGUACUUUUGUAUAUAAGGAGUUCUCACGGUUUCACAAAGAAAUCACACCUAUGCUGAGCGGUCUUCAGAAUAACAGAGUAGAAUGGAAAUCCCUUGCUGAUGAGUAUGAUGCAAAGAUGAAGGUCCUUGAAGAGGAGGCAAAAAAGCAAGAAGAAGGAGCCGAAAAAGCUGCUGAAGAUGCAGGAGGUGGUGAUGAUAAGAAGUCCAAAACAUGUUUAAUGUUAUAAUAUAAUCUCAGCGGUCUAAACUUCAAAUAUCAUUGUACCUUUGAAGAAAACCAGAAAAUAUUCAAAAGAACUUCAGCAAAUCAUCAAGUAACAGAGUAAGAGAAUCUUCAGAAAAACUACCCUUUGACUAUGAGGAAAAUAUAUAUUGCUAGCCCAAAAACCCCAAGGGCAAAAUAAAGUUCAACAAAAGUACAAAAUAUGACAAAAAUGGGUACAUUUUUGGUGCCAAUUUAUUUUAAAUUAAAAAAUAUGCAAUCCUGAAACUAGUCACAAAUUAUUUUUUCAAACAUUAAUUGUAUUUAUUUGCUAAAGCUGCCAUAACAAAGUACCACAGGCUGGGUGCUUAACCAAUAAAAGUGUAUUUUCUCACAGUCUUGGGGGCUGGAAGUUCAAGAUCAAGGAGUUGGCAGGAUUGGUGUCUUGUGAGGCCUCUCAACUUGGUUUGCAGAUGGCCAUCUUCUCCCUGUGUCUUUACAUGGUCAUCCCUCUGUGUGGCUGUGUCCUAAUCUCCUUUUCUUAUUAGGACUCCAGUAGGAUUGGAUUAGGGCCCACGCGCGUGACCUCAUUUUAGUCUUAAAUUACCUCAUUAAUGGCCUUAUCU